This is a messenger RNA of Punica granatum (pomegranate), 1563 nucleotides long. NCBI's taxonomy places the organism in Eukaryota, Viridiplantae, Streptophyta, Magnoliopsida, Myrtales, Lythraceae. The record is from RefSeq and is a predicted model, not a curated record.
AUGAAUGAUGACUAUAUUCCCAGCCUACAGGUUGAGCCCCAGCAGGACAUCCUCCAACUGGAUAGAACUUUAAGACGUCUUUGUUAUUCUGGAAGAUUAACAGAAGCUGUCAGACUUCUGUGGUCUGCAGGAAUGCAAGUACUCCCGGGGACGUACUCACUUCUUCUGCAGGAAUGUAUAUUCAGGAAAGCCUAUAGGAAGGCCAAGAUAGUCCAUUCGCAAAUGGUUGUUGUUGGAUAUGUGCCCAACGAGUAUCUGAAGACCAAAUUGAUAAUAUUGUACUCAAAGCUGGGUGACAUAGAAACUGCAAACUUUUUGUUUGAUAAAUUGUUGAAUAGGAGUCUUGUUUCUUGGAAUGCAAUGAUCGCAGGGCAUGUACAGAAGGGUGAUGAGUUCACGGCUUUGAAUCGAUACUAUGAGAUGCGAUACAGUGGUUUGACACCGGACCAGUACACAUUUGCCUCGGUGUUUAGAGCUUGUGCAGCUUUAGCCACCAUAGAACAUGGGAAGCGAGCACAUGCUGUUCUCUUAAAGAUUCAAAUAAAGGAAAAUGUGGUUGUUAGCAGCGCCCUCGUGGACAUGUACUUCAAAUGCAGCAGUCUCUCUGAUGGACACCGGGCAUUUGAUGAAUCUUUGGAAAGAAACAUAGUAACAUGGACAGCCUUGAUAUCUGGGUAUGGUCUGAAUGGGAGAGUUAUGGAGGUCCUGGAAUCCUUUCAUAAGAUGAAAAUAGAAGGUUUCAGACCUAACAAUGUUACAUUUCUUGCAGUACUUUCUGCUUGCAGCCAUGGAGGUUUGGUAGACCAAGGUUGGAAGUAUUUUCAUUCAAUGACCAGAGACUAUGGAAUUCAGCCUAGAGGGCAACAUUAUGCCACCCUGAUUGAUCUUUUAGGGCGUGCUGGGAGGUUAAAAGAGGCUUAUGAGCUUGUUUUGAAUUCUCCCUGUAGGGAGCACCCGGUCAUAUGGGGUGCAUUGCUUGGCGCUUGCAGGACUCAUGGAGACAUUGACAUGUUAAAAGUUGCGGCAAGAAAAUACUUUGAAUUAGAACCAGAAAAUUCAGGGAAGUAUGUGGUCCUGUCUAACGCUUAUGCGACCUUUGGUAUGUGGGACAAUGUUGCAGAGAUUAGGGGUGCAAUGAGGAAUUGGGGAAUGAUGAAGGAGCCUGGUUAUAGCAGGAUUGAAGUAAAAGAUGAAAUCCAUUUUUUCUGUAAAGGGGAUAAAUUGCACAGGCAAUCUGAAGAGAUAUAUCAGAUCAUUAAAGACACGAUAAGAAUUUUAAAGGAUGCAGACUAUGUUCCAGAUUUGAGCGCCGAUUGAUUGAGCCUGUACUAGGUCCUCAUAUAUCCAUUCAUAGUCUGGAAGUUGAAAAAUGGAGCACCUUAUUGCCCAUUGCAUCGGAUUAGGUGGAGGUUAUUUGCACCUAAUAUUGUCUGUUCAGAAGUGUGGCAGUAAUUAAGUCCAACAAGGAUACAAGAUAUGGGUUGGAUUCCAUAGUGACACAUGAUGGGGCGAAAUUUCCAUGUGUUGCUUUGGGAGAUCUGUCUUCAUUCAGACAAAAGUUUG